This is a messenger RNA of Folsomia candida, 4104 nucleotides long. RefSeq names its product tubulin polyglutamylase TTLL4. The coding region runs from base 900 to 3842 and encodes 980 amino acids. The record is from RefSeq and is a predicted model, not a curated record. NCBI's taxonomy places the organism in Eukaryota, Metazoa, Arthropoda, Collembola, Entomobryomorpha, Isotomidae. Gene Ontology annotation, cellular component: cilium. Gene Ontology annotation, molecular function: tubulin binding; tubulin-glutamic acid ligase activity. The transcript is spliced from 15 exons. Gene Ontology annotation, biological process: protein polyglutamylation; microtubule cytoskeleton organization.
AAAGCCAUACCAUUUCUCCUCAGCCAGCCAUUCCUCGUCUCCUAUUCCCACCCAUUCCUUUCUUCCUUCCUCCCUUCCCUUCAGCAGCCACCCUAAAUAAUUCACCCAUUAUUACGCCAAUAAUUAAUUACCCACAUUUAAUUACGCCUCCUCUCCUUAGUUAACCCAGGAGCUAAAGAACAUCUUCGAGUCGGACGGGACGAUAGCCAAGGUCGCGAACUCAAAAAUCACAAGUCAUAAAAAAGAAUAAAUAACGAGGAUCAGCUGUUACAGAGUGCUGGAAGGAAUAAGGGAGACAAACCAGCCUGAAGGGCGAGGAGGAUAACCAAGGAUAAGAGAAAAUACACAGCGAUAUACUUUGUUUUGCACACUUAAAGAAACUGAGUAGGAAAUUUGAAAAAGACUGGCGUGGUUGUCCGUUACGCGUAGUGUUGAGUGCAUGCUUGGGAUGCAAUAUAAACCGUUCGUUCAGGACAAUACAGGGUCGUCCUGCUUCCCUUCGCUGCAUAGCAAGAUUAUUUGGCACUUUAUCGCUAAAUAUCUAAACGAGACCUUGGAGACGAUUAUAAAUCUGCUGGAGUCUGAGCAGUUUUCAAAUUAGUCCUACAAACCUGCAAGAAGCGAAACGAGACGUAAAUAGUCCAGAUCAUCCUGGAAGGGAUCGCCUCCAUCGUGAUGCCGUGAUGAACCACUACCACUAUUUAGUCGUAAAAACUAUAACAAGACUUAACUAGCAUUAGCAAUAGCACUAACCCAGCACUAACUCCAACGUCCGUCCCUGCAACAAUAUCUAAACCAAUACCCAAUCAAACAAUCCAAUCCACACCGCAAGGGUCCAUUCGUGCAAACCAUAACUUUUCACUAAAUAUAUCACGAAAUUGAAUGCAAGAAAUUCCAAAAUGGGGUGGGGUAAUCAACCCGUGACGACAGCUUCUGGAAAACGUGGACGUCAUUCUAGUGAAGAUAGUCGAAAUACAAAGGGGGAUACGAGCAGGAGUUGUGGUGGGAGUAAGAGUUUUUUGGGACAUUGCGGCAGCUCGAAACCUGAGAAUUUGACUGAAGAAGACAUGAAGGCUCAUUUUGGGAAGAGGGCACGAGACGUUUCGCCCUUGAAUGAUGCAGACGGCCCAAGUAGUAGUAGCAGCAGCAGUUGUACAAGCGGUACUGGCGAUUUGAUAGAUGUGCUUCCAAAUAGACUGACGAUUAGUGGAGUAGACAGCGGCGCCACCACCUCGGCAGUACAGACGCCAGGCAUUGUAGGUUGCUCAAAGAAUAGCCUUCACUUUGAGAGUUCUUCCUCCAACCCCGACUCUGCCGUGAUAUCUUCAUCAGUAGACUCACAUGACCCGAGUAACAAACCUUCCACAUCCCGUAUUACUGUGUCGUCACAGGAAAAGUUUUACGAUUUAGGAGACUUGAAAAUUAGAACCUCGCGAUUAAGACCAUUGACUAACGGUGCACCCAAGGCACAAAGAGGACCACGAGUUUCUGCUGCAAGAUUACGAACGGCCUACCCUAGAAAGAUGACGAGUCCGACUAAAAAGCCUCACAAGAGUAGCAGUGGUACUCAUAGUAGUGGCAGUAGCAGUGGGCUAAGUACUGCGUCCACGUCUAAUGCGAGUAGCACGUCCACAUUUAGUGAGGAAGAUGGAGGAUAUGUCGAUAUAGACUGCGAGGAGGUUGAUUCGACAGAGGGUGAGGCAGACUCUGAGGAAUCUGUUGACGACGAAGUCUCCACUGCGUCUACCUUCGUCUCCGUCGACAUGCUUCCUGUGGAGAAUGUCAGUCUCGAAAUUGUGCCUGCAAUUCGUCCGUCGUAUUUCCCUCACGUGCCGCCUUACAUCAAUUUCUGCCUAUCAACGAACCAAAGAACUGAACCUUUACCUAGGGAAAUUCAAAAACAUUUAAAGUGGAGGUUGUCCAAUAUUACACCAGUGGUUGUGAAAAAAACGUUAACUAAUUCAGGUUUUUCUCUUCUCCGGAAAACGGUAGAAUGGGGCGGGCAUUGGGGUCGCCACAUGAAGGCUGCUUUAUUCAAGACUUCAAUCAAAGACUUUCAAAAACUGAACCAUCUUCCAGGAACGUUUCAAAUUGGAAGAAAGGACCGCCUGUGGCGCAAUAUUCAGAGAUUCAUGAAUAAAUUUGGAAAAGAAGAAUUUGGAUUUAUGCCCAAAACGUUUAUUCUCCCAAUGGAAAUUAAACAAUUGAAAGCUGCCUGGGACUCGUCCGAUACCAAGAAUCAGUUGUGGAUUGUAAAACCACCUGCUCUUGCAAGAGGGACUGGGAUUCGUGUGGUUAACAAAUGGAACCAAAUUAAUAAAAAGAAGCCAAUCAUUGUUCAAUCCUACAUUGGAAACCCGUAUCUUAUUAAUGAUCGAAAGUUUGAUCUUCGAAUUUACGUUCUCGUGACAAACUUUCACCCUCUAAAGGUAUACAUCUAUAAUGAUGGAUUGGUUCGAUUUGCACCAGUAAAAUACUCAAGCGAUACGAAACGCGCAAGUGAUCGGUUUAUGCAUUUAACAAACUAUUCAAUCAACAAAAACUGUGAACUAUACACCCAAAACGAGGAUGCCGACGCGUGUGAAGGACACAAAUGGACACUCAAAACAUUGUGGCGUCAUUUUGUCAAGGAUGGAAAAGAUGUGACUAAACUCUGGAGUCAAAUUGAGGAAAUUGUGAUAAAAACGCUAAUUUGUGCCGAAGAACCGAUUGUGUCCUCAACAACGUGCUACCUUCCAAACCUCUACAAUGGUUACGAAUUGUUUGGCUUUGACAUUAUUUUGGAUGCUGAGUUCAAGCCGUGGUUACUUGAGGUGAAUAUCAGCCCUUCCCUCCAUUCCUCCUCUCCACUCGACCUUGCCGUCAAAGGGCCCAUGAUCAAGGAGCUCCUCAACAUUGUCGGCUACCAUUUGCCACCCAAAUUGUCUCCCCUUUUGAAGUCGAUGUUGUCCAGUAGUUUGGAUGUCACGCUGGAACUGGAAACACCCGUAUUUGACAAAAGAAUUUAUGUAAACAACAGCCUCAGCAAAGAGGAGCAAUCUAAGCACAAGUUUUAUAAGACAAAAUUUGAAAAACGAAGUGAGUAUUUGGAGGAUUUGAUCGAGACGCUGACUCCAGACGACGUUCGCCAACUAAUCCUUGCCGAGGACGAACUAAGCCAAUGUUACAAUUUUUAUCGAAUCUAUCCUACAACCUCCACGCACACGUACACCCCUUACUUCGAACUCCCUCGAUAUUACAAUAUGCUGUUUGACGCUUGGGAAACCAAGUAUCACGAUGACCGAAGUCAAGCUGUAGCACGACUAGUGCUUCUUUGUAGACAAAAGAUUCACCUCCAAGUUCCCGUUAAUGCGGGGAGCAUGAUCUCCGAGAGCCAGGUCAUUGAAGAUACCACCAGCGUCAGCAGCAUUCUAAGUUCCAGUGAUGAUCAACAAUCUACUGCUUCCACGAAAAAUGGCAAGGAAACAACACAUGAAAAGAAGGAGAUUAUCACUACCGAUAUUUCUGCUGAUGUUGUUUCCAGUCCCUCUCCGCUUCAAAAUUUGACUGAAACUACUCUAGAGAUUUGUCAGACUGACGAGAAACUGAAUUAUUCCUCCUCUCCUACUCCACCCGCUUCAAUUACUUCUGUGUUAUCACCAUCACUUCCAACUCCUGCACCCACCGUUCUAGACAACAUCACCAACAAUUGUGCGAGUCGAUCGUUAGGCUCCUCAUGUCCAUGUCACCCACCGUCAAGUUUGGACCGUAGUAACAACGCUUUAAACGGAGGAAAACCGCCAAACGCCAAUUCAUCCAUUCCAUCUAAAGUUGCUGAUCUUCCAAAGGGAAUUUGCUUUUAACGGAUCAAUGCAAAGGUUUGUGGACACGGUGACUUAUAAUAAUUGUAAAGGUUACUACGUCGUAAAUACUACGAUUUAAACUCUGCAUGAUUUAUGAAAUAUGUGAUUCAUGAUUUUGUUUUAGUAAUAAUUGACCAUUUGCGUGAACCAUAAACAUUAUAAUUAUUUAUGGAUUCUUUCCACCCUCUCAUUAUUUAUAAAAUUGUUUUGAAGCAGCCAAGAAGGACUAUUUAAUAAACUUGCCAGUUUUAUUUUCCUUCAA